Molecule: messenger RNA, 633 nt
Organism: Trypanosoma theileri
Lineage: Eukaryota; Euglenozoa; Kinetoplastea; Trypanosomatida; Trypanosomatidae
Exons: 1
Coding region: 1-633 (210 amino acids)
Source: RefSeq, a predicted model, not a curated record
AUGCUGCUGGUGGUGGUGAAUGGUGUGUCGGGGUCUGCGGUGUAUUUGAAGCUGCUGCCCGGCAAGGAGCUCUGCGUGACGUACGAGGGCCACCGCGACCCGGAGGAGGACCCGCCGACGGUCGACAUCCGCCACCGCGCCCUCGACCCCCGCAACGUCCACGUCCGCACGCGGCUCUACGGCCCGAGCGGGGCGGAGUUGCUGCACGGCGAGCGCAUUGAUCCCUUUGGGCACCCCGCCUCCAUCUUCUUCAAGGUGACGGAGACGGGCACCUACAGACUCUGCAUGCGCACCCCGCUGAGUCACCCAACGCUGCGGUUUGAGAUGCGGUUUGUGGGAGAGAGGGACUUGAUGGAGCCGGCAACAACAGUGGAGGGAACAGAGGUGGUGGAUAAACCCGUGGGGGUGGAGGACUACAAGGAUAGACUCAAUAUGUUGGAUAUAUGUGUUCAGGUGACUUUGGAUGAGGUGCGAAUGAGUGAAAAUCGUCUGCAUAUGCUAGAUGAAGUAACACAGGCAACAUACUAUCGUGUAGUGGGAAUGCUCAUUCUUAACGUGGCUCUCGCUAUAGGACUAAAUGUAUGGGCAGAGAAGUAUCUUGAACGUUACUUUACAAAGAAAAAGAUUGUCUAA